UCCGCCGGCCAAGGGGCCGCCGAACGAGCCGGCCAGGCAGCCGGACAGCAGGCCUCGCGAGCUCCGGAGCAACUCUCUUCUUGGGCUCCGUCGGAGGGGCGCCGCCGCCGAGCCCCGCGCAUGGAGAAGCGGGGGAAGCGGGUGGACUGCCCGGCGCUGCCUCCCGGGUGGAAGAAGGAGGAGGUCAUCCGAAAAUCGGGGCUCAGCGCCGGCAAGAGCGAUGUCUACUAUUUCAGUCCGAGUGGGAAGAAAUUCCGAAGCAAGCCCCAGUUGUCGAGAUACUUGGGGAACACUGUUGACCUCAGCAGUUUUGACUUCAGGACAGGGAAGAUGAUGCCUAGUAAAUUACAGAAGAACAAGCAGAGGUUAAGGAACGAUUCGCUCAGUCAAAACAAGGGCAAACCAGAUUUAAACACAACACUGCCAAUCAGACAAACGGCGUCUAUUUUUAAACAGCCAGUCACCAAAGUUACCAACCAUCCUAACAACAAAGUGAAGUCCGACCCACAGCGAGUGAUUGAACAGCCCAGACAGCUUUUCUGGGAGAAGAGGCUGCAAGGCUUGAGCGCAUCAGAUGUGAGCGAGCAGAUCAUAAAAUCCAUGGAGCUGCCGAAAGGCCUUCAAGGGGUUGGCCCAGGGAACAACGACGACACCCUCCUGUCCGCUGUCGCCAGCGCACUGCACACGAGUUCUGCCCCCAUCACAGGGCAGCUCUCUGCCGCCGUUGAGAAGAACCCAGCCGUGUGGCUGAACACCUCCCAACCUCUCUGCAAAGCCUUCAUCGUCACGGACGAAGACAUUAGGAAACAAGAAGAGCGAGUACAGCAGGUACGAAAAAAGCUGGAGGAGGCACUAAUGGCAGACAUCUUGUCGCGAGCUGCAGAUACAGCUGACUUGGACGAGGUUGAGAUGGACGAUGGCGAAGAAGCAUAAGAGGCAAAAGCUUCAGGUACUUAAAACAGAAUUAUCCUCAGAAGCAAUUCCUGGAAGCCGAAGGCGCUUUUGUUUUUGUUUUGUUUUCCGUUGGUCUUUUAUGAAAAGAAGAAAAGGACCUGUGCACAUUUAUAUAGCUUUCUAAUAGCAUUAAAAACCAAUGCCUUUUU
Molecule: messenger RNA, 1103 nt
Organism: Lacerta agilis (Sand lizard)
Lineage: Eukaryota; Metazoa; Chordata; Lepidosauria; Squamata; Lacertidae
Gene: MBD2
Product: methyl-CpG binding domain protein 2
Exons: 7
Coding region: 121-933 (270 amino acids)
Molecular function (GO): DNA binding
Source: RefSeq, a predicted model, not a curated record